AUGGUCUUGACUGAUAGCCUCGGCACUACUGUUGUGAAAACUCUUCAUCAGCUUGGAAUUGUACCGGAGUACCUUCAACUAGAAGAGGCCUUUAGACUCUCUUCAGAUGUUCCUAUAGACAAUCGGGCAGGAGGAAGUAGGAUGCAAAACGGUCUAGGUACAAUACCAUGGAUCAGACGAAUAUAUGGUCAGUGCGCUCUCACGGCGGGAACGCCCAGCGGUCUCUUGCAACUACGGCAAAUUCUCUAUGAAGAAAAGGCGAGAUUACCAACUCCGAAUAACCCACGACAGCACAUACCAAUCGUCCACUUAUCGAUGCAUGCUCUCGAAAUGGUAGUAGCUGGCAAGAAAGCUACUAGAUGUAUUCUAGAGGAUGGAAUCGGCAAGGCUCAUUUGGUAGAAGCGGACGAGCUCGGCAAACUGCUGGGAUUGGACAACAACAAUAUGCUUGUAUUCAUAAACGCUUGCAAAUCUGAAUCUGUCGGUGAAGUAUUCGCCUCCCAUUUUGGUGUCAAACACGUCGUGUGCAUCGGUCACGAGGCGGCUAUACUAGACGUAGCUGCUACCCUUUUCACUCAAGAGUUCUAUGCUGCAUUAUUAUGUCCUACCGUCACCAUCCAACACGCCUUCAAUCGGGCUAGGCAUGCUGUUAAGUUUUCUGCUAAUCCCAAGAUCGCCUCCCAGUACACCCUAUUUCACCUCCUCCCGGAAGGAGGAGACCAUGACGUGCCGGUGUGGGCAACUUCAGCGUCAGAUAACAAGUCCUUGUCAACGAUGGGAAAUGCGAUGCGAUACUAUCCCUCUAGUAUGCUCAGCUCGGAGAAUGAUUUAACGAGAGGAAAUCAAGGAUACUCUUUCGACCGCAACUUGCGCCCAGUAGCAGUUCGAUGCAUCCCUGCGGAAGCCGCUGAUUCGGAUGAUGACGAUGAAGGAGACACUCCAACUCAAACGCCCUUCCAGUUGACCGAGAAACCAUCAGUGCCGCUGGGCUCGAGCAAUCUCGGCAUCGAAGGUUCCCCAUUGGAAAACGCAGCGCCGGUCGAGGACUUCCUAGGGCCUUCUGGUUCUGGCAAGAGGACUCUGGUAACACAAACGGCUAUGUAUUAUUCACUUCCGGGUGGGAGGUUCUUUUCUGGCGGGGCAUGCGUGGUCCUCUUACCAAGAUUAUGGCCUAUGGAGAAUACAAACUUACCGAAGUUGUAUGUGCAAGGGGACGGUGCAGGAGGUGAAAAUGAUUCAUUGACUGCCUCGGAGGUCGCCGAUAGAUUCAUACGGGUUGUGAUGAAGGAAAUACGGACUACGAUUCGGUUGCUGAAGGAGUGGUAUCCACCACAAACCCGUAGUACAAUGCCAGACGAGUAUGAGGAAGAUGAGGAAGAGUUGUUUGCUGAUGACGAGGAGGGUCUUUCUUCAACAUCACAUGGCCCUACGUUGACUGGAAAACGCUCUCCUGCUGUUGGUGGUGGUGGAGGAGGAAGCCUCAGCGAUAACGAUAUGACCAUAUCGCAUUCAAGUGGAUCGCUAACACCACUCGAGCGAACGUCUGUGAAUCGAUCGAUAUCUUCGGCACAUUAUGCUGAGAAGGAGAGUAUAGAGGAGUUGGAAAUGGAGCUGUUUGGAGUUGCUACGAGGAGUGGUAUGGGUGCGGCAGGAGGUCUCGGCACUCGGGGCUAUAAGGUCUUCUUAUCAGAGCAGUUUGCAGAUGCCUCUGCACUGGAGCAGUUCUUGAAGGGAUAUAAUGUUCCUCCAAUUCCAGUUAGCCGAUUGUUGAAGGAGCUCAGAGAGAAUGGGACUCAACUGCAGGAUUGGGGUACGGGUAGGCUGGUACGCGUAGUGCAUGUUGUGCGAUGUAUGAUAUCUGUUGCUGAUGAAAUGGAGCAGCGAGAGGAGAUCGAAGAUGUUGAGGGUGAACAUAAGAAAGCACGGUGUUUGGUUGAGAGAAGGAUUACUGAUGGGAAGCUGAAGUUGUUGUCGAAAAAAUUCGAUCCCGUGACGGAAAACGUGUUGGAGGUGUGUUCUGAGGCUGUGAAGAAAGAGAUAGCGCAUUCAGUUUCGGAUGUUAGUGUUAGAAAGGUGGUAAUGCGUAACCGCAAGCCUCUGGUGGAGCUCGAGAGGAGUAGUCCGACGUAUGAGGGGUUGGCAACGAAAUAUGUGUUGUAUACUACUGAAGUCCUACUGGACGGACUGCCGUCUGGAGUAGAGGAGUUUGAGACCACUGAGGCACCCGUGUCGGGGGGAAAUGCGAAUAGUAGUGACUGGGCUCUUGAGAAUGGACAUAAGAGCAGCCCGAGAGUUCAUCAUUGGGAGUGGCUGGAUAGAGAUUGUGCGGAGGACCUGUUCUUAAGGGAGGGUCAUGGAGAAGCUGCCGCUGCGGGAGAGCAGAAGAGUUUGUUUGGGGCGCCGUCAGCCCCUCAACAAUCAUUGGAGUUGGAGUUGGCCUCGGGUGUGGCAAGGCAAGUGAGGGGAGAGCAUGCUAAGGGGACAGCUAUGUCCAAGGUGGAGGCGGCGACUAAGAGAUUACAGCGAACACGUCACGAAUGGGCCCGAGCUAUGCGAGAGUGGGCCAAUGUAACGGACACUAUGAACAGUGCGCGGUCGCCGUCCUCAUCUGUAUUGGUGUUGUUGCGGGCAGAAUGUUAUAUGCCUAUACCAGAGAUAAGGCAGCUACUUGGGCAGGCACUGAGCAAGCAUAGGAAUCUCAAGACGAUGUCAGUAGCGUAUAAGGUAGUGUGCUUCCGACUACCGCCUUUGCAGCCGCUCGAUGCGGCUAUGCUUUUUGCGAGAAGAGUUCAUAGACCCAUAUAUGAAGCUGAUAUUCGUAUUACAACUACAACCAUGUUGGAAGAAUUUGACGCUGCUGGAGGGGAGAGGACAGGCACUGAUACUAGAGUAUUAUGUCUCAACGACUCGCAGUCAGAGGGAUUGGGUAACUUGGCGCGAUUAGCAAAGCAUCCGGUGCUGGUUGCGGCAUUGGUUGGGCCACAAACUCCGACUAUUCUCCAUAUAAUGCCGGCAGUUCGCGAGCUGUUGGGCUUUGGAGGAAACAAGGAGCAUGGGGAGGAGUCGACUGAGAUGAGAAAAGCGGGGGGAACUCCAGGGAAGAAAACGGUGGAGGAACUCCCCCAGCUUAGCGGACGGCCUGAUAGAAUUAAAGGAGAUAUGGAUGUAACGAUGACUCCGGAAGGGCUUUCAGACGUUCGGGAGUCUCGUGUGGGGAUAUGCUAUGAUUUUGCGCGGAAUCAAUGGGUCGCUCGUUAUGGUGUUACAAUUGAGACCUUCCCUCUCAACCCGGGACCACUGGAUUCUAAGAUGCCGAAGUUUGAAGCGGCAUUUAGAAUGGCUACUCAGUGGUUCGACAAACAAUGUGAGAUGCAUAGGAGUCGAGCUGUGUUGUUGGAUGGAGAAGGGACGAAGGAACGAGGGUCUUUGGAGAGGCGGCCGAAUAGCAUUGCGGGGGAGCAUCAACCUAAGAAGAAGGCCAAGGCUGGUGUAGAGAAGGAGCAGCCUCGACGUGAGAACCGACUAGAAACGGCAGUUGAAGGGCCUGGGGAGGAGAGUCCUCUGGUCCUCGACAGCGUCACCAACGUACACGACUAUCGCAAUGAUGGAGUCGACGAGGAGUACUUGGUAACUGGCAAGAGCCGAGGUCAACUGCAUAAGAAGGUGUGGAUCAAAAUAUCACAGUGCUCGGCUAAGAAGGAUGAGGACAUGUUACGAGCAUUCCGAGAUAAGCGCCUGGGUGAUGACGAUGAUGGAAGCGAUUCGGAGUCUGUGUAUGAGUUGGAGUGCAUCGAAGGAUAUAAGAAGUCGGGCAAGAAGGAGGAGUUUUACGUCAAGUGGCGAGGGUAUAGCUCGGCAGAGAACACCUGGGAGCCGCUGAGGAACCUCACAGGGGUUAGUACGGAAGAAAUAGAGGAGGCUAGGCAGAAGUUCGGUGGGAAGAAGGCGACGGCGAAACGUGGAACGAAAAAAAGUGGAAAGGAUGCGCAUCUGAGUGACUCGAAUUCACGUGAGGUUACUGAGAUGUGGGGAGCGAGCGGGGAGAGGCGGGGGAGAGCUCGAGAGAUGGCGAGGAGUCCGCGGUCGCUUGUCUGUCUGGUUCGAGCAGCGAUCGCCUCCAACACGGCGUGUGAGUGCAUCUCUAGUUGCGGUGCCGGUCUUCUAUCUGCGGCUAAGGCUUGGUGUUAUGUUGAUUCGAAGGGAUGUGGUGUUGGUACAUGUAGUUGCUUUGGCGCCUCUGAGAAGCUGUACGACUAUUGUGAUGACAGUCUUGGUAUCAUCCGAAAAGAACGCGAAAAAACUCGAAGGGAAGUAGAGGAUCUCAGAAGCAAACUGGAUGAGCUGCGGAGUCGGCUUAAUCUCGACGACUCGACUGAGCUUGCUCAAAAGGCUGUUCUUGAGGAGAAGGAGGUCCAGCGGGAGGAGCUCGAGACUGUUAUAUCGUCACAGAAAGGUGUCGUUGGUGUGGUAUCAUGGUAUUCCCUUUGGUGUGCCGUGGCGGUGACGAUUUUAUUCUCUUUCCUCGCCUUAUCAUUUUGCCUCUAUAAGGCGUUUCUGUUGAGAAAACGAGUGCAGUCUGGGGUUUCGACGAGUCCUGUAACGGAGGCCCUGUUGGGCCCAAACCCCUUCUGA
Perkinsus marinus ATCC 50983 is the source of this 4632-nucleotide messenger RNA. RefSeq lists its product as hypothetical. Lineage: Eukaryota; Perkinsozoa; Perkinsida; Perkinsidae. The record is from RefSeq and is a predicted model, not a curated record. The transcript is spliced from 38 exons. The coding region runs from base 1 to 4632 and encodes 1543 amino acids.